AUUUAAACAGUUUGUUUCAUGUAUUAUGUAUGUUCGUAUACUUAUCAUUUCCAUAAGUUGAAUUGGUUUAAGAGUACAUUUGCUAAAAGUAGCAAAAAUGAUCUUUUUAGGGAUUUUAAUUUGAACAGGUAAGUAACAUGAUCAAAUUGGGGUUCAUUCUUCUUCCACAUAGUAAUUCAGCCACUGAACCUUGGAACUGUAAGGCCGUCAGCAACCAUCUCCCCCUCUUCCUUUCUCUUUACUUAUGGAUGAGGAAGCCAGGCUCAUUUCAGAGUCACACAGCCAGGUACUUGCAAUGGCGAGGCUAGAACUCUGUUCUCUGGUAUCUUUCUAGCAUACGCCCCUUCUUAUCUGAAAUAAGCGAUGAAUAAAAACCAAAUUGGGGGAGGGGGACAGCCACAGCACAGUCAUUAAGCACUGUGCAGAGGAAGCCUACUCCCACAUGGCCCACCAUCAUUCAAGUCCUGCUUCUUCCAAGUGCUCACUAGCCCACAUGCCCAAGAUCCUCAGGGUAUGAACGAAGCAAAAAUGAUUGUGGUGAGACCAGACCUAGCUGGAGGGGGGCUUUCUUUUUCUCUCUCAAGCCUUCUGGCAUACAAAAAAAACCCAAAAAACAAAAAACCACAAACUAAAUAAAAACCCAAAAUACUUAAAGGCCCAUGUACAUUUACAGUUUAAAAAGUUAAUCCCAUACACACUGAAUGAUGUUAUAUAAUUUUGAUACAAUACUUAUGCUUUUGUUAACAGCAUUACAUUAGCAGGCGUGCUAAAUUUAUAACAAAAUAGUUAUUGUUAUCAUAAGUGGUACCCCAAAUUUCCCCCUCCCCAAAAUUAACCAGAGGCUGUAUUGGGAACAAACAGAAGGACACUUUUCACAAUGAGAACAUUUCCUUUCCCGCAUAUGGGUCCCUUAUCUUAGUUUAUAAUCAAGCCUUGAACAAUUUGGUUGCCGGACCAUCAAGGUCUUCAUGCUGGGAGGCCCACGAAUAAUCUUACAUUCACAACAUAUCCUCUGUGAGAGCAUUUCCCACGUUAAAAUAUAAUUAGCUCCACUAAUAAGUACUGCAAGCAUUGUUGUAUCAUUAGCACGCACCCGGGGCCCUGUUGCACGUGCAUUCCGUCUGUAUGUGUGAUUCUGAGACCUCCCCUGAGGACAUUUUCUUCAUCACUCCAGCAUAAGCACGCCACCACGCACAUGCUCCAGUCUAGUCCGAACAAUGUUUGAACGCUUCGGUUUCCCAAUGGCCGGAAAAGCAGCCUGCCUGAAAAAUGACAAUUUCGGGGCGCUAACCAGUGUUAGUUCACUUUGAAGAGAAGGCAAUUUUCACCUCUGUACUGUGCUUCGGGUUUCUUUUCUACUCAAGCUCACUGAAAACACCAAAGAAAGAAGAUGAAGGGUAAACCAGGCAAUAGAGAGGCCGCUAUUGACUUGGGAGGCCUUACUGUUCUGUACCCCCCACCGCCUCACCCGCUGGCCCUUGUCAGCCCCAGGCCCAGGCUGCAGGGGAUGAACUCUUGACUCCAGAGCAGCAGGAUAAGGGGGAACUGAAAAGCCGCGGAACCAGAGGCGGAAGGAGCGGCGCUGGCGGAGGGAGGAGGAGUGUGGGACCGGCAGGCCUAGCUCCUGGGUGGCGGUGGCGGCGGCGUGGCGAUGGAGCCCCUGCGUGUCCUGGAGUUGUACAGCGGCAUAGGCGGCAUGCAUCACGCGCUCCGAGAAAGCUGUAUACCUGCACAAGUGGUGGCUGCCAUUGAUGUAAACACUGUUGCUAAUGAAGUAUACAAGUAUAAUUUUCCUCACACACAGUUAUUGGCCAAGACAAUUGAAGGUAUUACACUAGAAGAGUUUGACAGAUUAUCUUUCGAUAUGAUUUUAAUGAGCCCUCCAUGUCAACCAUUUACAAGAAUUGGACUGCAGGGUGAUAUGACUGACCCAAGGACGAAUAGCUUCUUAUAUAUUCUAGAUAUUCUCCCAAGGUUGCAAAAAUUACCGAAGUAUAUUCUUUUAGAAAAUGUUAAAGGCUUCGAAGUAUCUUCUUCAAGAGACCUGUUGAUACAAACAAUAGAAAAUUGUGGCUUUCAGUACCAAGAAUUUCUAUUAUCACCAACCUCUCUUGGCAUUCCAAAUUCAAGGCUACGGUAUUUCCUUAUCGCAAAGCUUCAGUCAGAUCCAUUACCUUUUCAAGUCCCUGGUCAGGUAUUGAUGAAAUUCUCCCAGAUUGAAUCUGAACAUCCACAAAAGUAUCCAAUAGAUGCACAAGAUAAGAUUGAAAAAAAGAAAAUUGAAACAAAUAUUUGUAUCAAUAGCACCACACAAAGUUCUGGAAAAGAUGCCAUUCUUUAUAAGCUUGAAACUGCAGAAGAAGUUGACAGGAAACAUCAACAGAACAGUGAUCUCUCUGUACAAAUGCUAAAAAAUUUUCUUGAAGAAAACAUUGACAUGAAUCCAUACUUUUUACCACCAAAAUUAUUGCUGCGAUAUGCUCUUUUAUUAGACAUUGUUAAGCCUACUUGCAGAAGGUCCACAUGCUUUACCAAAGGUUAUGGAAGCUACAUAGAAGGGACAGGAUCUGUGUUACAGACUGCAGAAGAUGUGCAGAUUGAAGACAUUUAUAAAUCCCUUACCAAUUUGUCACAAGAAGAAAAGAUAACACAGUUGUUAAUGCUUAAACUGCGAUAUUUUACUCCUAAAGAAAUAGCAAACCUCCUUGGAUUUCCUCCAGAGUUCGGAUUUCCUGAGAAGAUAACAGUGAAGCAGCGUUAUCGCUUACUCGGAAAUAGUCUCAAUGUUCAUGUAGUAGCUAAACUAAUAAAAAUCCUACAUGAAUAACUUCGAAAUAACUCUGAAAGAUGGUCAUGGUAUUUCUUUAUGUCCAAAUAGUAAUUCUGAAAUUCCAUUUUGAACUAAUUCUUAUAAAAUUCAGCUAAAUUAUUUUAAUUUUUCUUUAGUAAGAUAUUUUGGGAUCAGUUUCUGUCACACAGUGAUUAAGGGAGCCAGAUCCCGUAUGUUGGACUAUGACUUGAAUACCAGCUUUUCAGUGGUUUGGAAAACAUUCUAGGUGCAUAUAUGUGCCUCAAAUUUUGAUGGCAAGGAGGAAUGUUGGUAAAAGGAUUGUGGCAUGACCAUGCCUCACUGAUGGGUGCUUUCUCUCCCAGUCUCUCUAGCAAGCACAUGUACCC
Tupaia belangeri chinensis (Chinese tree shrew) is the source of this 3177-nucleotide messenger RNA. RefSeq names its product tRNA aspartic acid methyltransferase 1 (gene TRDMT1). The record is from RefSeq and is a predicted model, not a curated record. The transcript has 11 exons. Gene Ontology annotation, cellular component: nucleus. NCBI's taxonomy places the organism in Eukaryota, Metazoa, Chordata, Mammalia, Scandentia, Tupaiidae. The coding region runs from base 1652 to 2827 and encodes 391 amino acids. Gene Ontology annotation, molecular function: methyltransferase activity.